This is a messenger RNA of Penaeus chinensis, 5287 nucleotides long. RefSeq names its product paired box protein Pax-5-like. The transcript has 14 exons. NCBI's taxonomy places the organism in Eukaryota, Metazoa, Arthropoda, Malacostraca, Decapoda, Penaeidae. Gene Ontology annotation, biological process: anatomical structure development; regulation of transcription by RNA polymerase II. Gene Ontology annotation, molecular function: DNA-binding transcription factor activity, RNA polymerase II-specific; RNA polymerase II cis-regulatory region sequence-specific DNA binding. The record is from RefSeq and is a predicted model, not a curated record. The coding region runs from base 557 to 2407 and encodes 616 amino acids.
AGUUGAGUGGCAGCCGCUCGCUCGGCCAGUCGCGCGUUACAGUUCCUCUUGAAGCCACCUUCCGUCCGAACCUGCAGUGUCCCAGUGCUUCUGUGUUCAGUGGAUAACUCCUUGAAUUCCGUGCGCCGAUGAGAGAUUGACAGGCCGGCCCUUGCUCCUCCCGCUCCUGCCGCUGCCAGGCCCCGCUCGAUCCCGCCAACGACUCCUCCUUCCAGUCGGGGUCAUCCACCUGCCCGGAUCCUGCCGCAGGAGCGCCCGCCUACGUCACUAGCCCCAGCCGCGCGCUGGACUAGUGUACCUUCGCCCGCCAGUGACCACUCCGCCGCCCUCGCCGCCCGCACCUUCCGCGGGCUGUGACGAGCACGUGAGUGAGCGUGUGUGUGCGUGUGUGUGAGCGUGUGCGUGUGUGAGUGUGCGUGUGCGUCGAAGGAGCCAUCGACUCCGACCUCCCACGCCCCCACGCACUCCGCCCGCCCCACCCUCGCCCUCCGUCAGCCGCGGCGCCUUCGGGAGCGAAGUCUUUGCGCUUGUAACCGUGGCCGAAGAAGCUCUCUUCAUGAUUACCAUGGACAUUCCGACGCCGCCGACGCCACAUCAGGUGGUCACCCAGAACAUCAUGCAGCAGCCCAGCCCCGACGACGCCAAGAAGAAACUGUCCGGCACCUAUUACUUUGGCGAGAAUCCAUCGAAAGGUGAGUGCCAUGGCGGCGUGAACCAGCUGGGCGGCGUGUUCGUGAACGGCCGUCCUCUGCCCGACAUGGUACGACAGAGAAUAGUGGAGCUUGCACACAACGGCGUCCGUCCCUGCGACAUCUCCCGCCAGCUGAGGGUGUCCCACGGAUGCGUCUCCAAGAUCCUGUCGAGGUACUAUGAGACGGGUUCCAUCCGGCCGGGCGUGAUCGGCGGCUCCAAGCCCAAGGUCGCCACGCCCACGGUGGUGGACGCCAUCGCCAACUACAAGAAGCAGAACCCGACCAUGUUCGCGUGGGAGAUCCGCGAGCGGCUGCUCUCCGACUGCGUGUGCGACCAGGAGAGCGUGCCCUCCGUCUCCAGUAUAAACAGAAUCGUGCGCAACAAGGCGGCGGAGAAAGCUAAGCACUCGAUGCCCGGCACGCUGUCCCCGGUGUCCCAGGCGACGUCGGUGAUCGCCCACGCCCCGCCCGCGCCCCACGAGACCGCCCUCCAACGCCAGGGCUCCUACUCCAUCAACGGCAUCCUGGGCAUCCCGCCCCACACCGACCCCAAUGGAAACAUCAACAAGAGGAAACGAGAGGAGACUGAUGAACCUCGCGAUAUGAUUGGUCACCCAGACGACGACCCGAAGCGCCAGAGAACGCAGUACAACACAGAUCCGCUAUACACUAAUAUGUUAUGGUCGAAGCAAGCCUGGCCGGCCCUCAAGACCGAAGACGCCACCAAGACGUUGCUUCCAGACCUCGGCGGCGGCGUCACGGGAGGCGCCGCUUCCCCCUACAGCAGCGUCCAGUCGUUCGUGGACCACCCGGCCAGCUACCCGUCGGUGUCCGCCGCCUCCGCCUCCACGGACGCUCUCUAUGAGACGAUGGCCAUGACGCAAUCCAACACCAACCAGGUCUACUCGCCUCCUCUCGCUACUUCUCUCGGUAGCGCAGGUGGACUGACACCUCUCACACCCAUCACCAUGCAAGAUGUGAAGCCCGUGCUCGCUGCUCCUUCAGUCCUUGACACAACCGCAUCCCAGUUCCAUCAAGGUGGGUCCGUCUACACCCCCCUGAGCAGCACGCAGCCUCAGCCCUCCUCAAACGCCGCCUACACCACCGCCCACUACCCGGACCACACGCCCGUGUCGCCUGCCCAGUGCACGUCGAGCGAGAGCGUGACGUCGCUGGACACGCUGGUGGUGGCGCCCUGCUCGUCACCGCUCAAGGCGGACACGCCCUGCACCUCUGCCCUCACGGUCCUCCAGCCCGCGUCGCACGCCCAUGCCGCCACCCACCACGUUCCCAACCAUGCACACACCCACGUGCAUACCCCAUCGCAUGCCCACGUACCCAUGCAUGCCCAUGCCGCGGUCACUCCCGACCCGACCUACACCACCCUCCCGCCCAUCACGCACUACUCAGGCACGGCCGGGUCCAUGGCAGAUUACACGUACUCCUCACCGUACACUCAGUAUUCCUCCGCGUACCCCACUUAUGGCUACGGCACGGGGGGUCUCCUUAACAUGGGGAACUACUCGACCUCCAGCAACGGUGGUAACAACGGCAGCGGCGGUGGCAACAGCGUCAACAGCAACGCCACCACCAACAACGCCAACACCACCCCCAACAACAACAACAACAGUCACAACAACACGGCGGCGCGGCUGCGCAUGCUGCAGUCGUCCCUGGGCGCCUCCAUGUGCGGCAGACAGGACCGCUGCACGUAACGCUGUGACGUCACCUCGUCUCUGCUGUGCGUCCGUUGGCGAGCAGGUGUCCGGCUUAUCAAGACAACUGUGAUGCGACAGACCUCCGCUCCCCCUCCUCGCUGCCCCUCCCCCUCCCGAGGGUCUCCCCUCCCCCCUCCCUUCCCUCCCGCGCUCCGGAGGCACGAGCCUCACGCAGACGCGGCCGCGAGAGAAGGACUGAGGGAGAAGGAAGAUCGCGAUGAACCAGAGAUUUAUAUAUGUGGAUAAGGAGCUGCAGAAGUCAGAGAAGAAUAGCGAAGACGUCUACGAAGAGGAGGAGAAGCCAAAAAGGACCCGAAGACAAAAAGAGAAAGGAACACAAGUCUCCACGACCUGCGCGCCACAAGCCGCGGAGAGAGCGAGAGACGACCUCUAGUAUAGCUGAGUGCGUGUUUGAGCAGCACGGACCGAUCUCUUAGCUAGGAUACCAAAGAAUACCCACUCAAGUCACGAGCUUGCUUGAGUCGUGGCGGCCGAACGACCCUUUCCUUCUUCAGGCACACGCGUUCACUUCAGGAACGAACACCUCACGGUCAACACAGCCCCCUCCCCCCGCCUCUUGCCCUCCCCCUCCCUCCCUCCUGCCCCUCCGCCCGAGGCAUUUCAUCUUGUACAUAGCACCCGUCGACGCAGGCCUUUCCUGGUGUGCCUGAAGGAGGCAAGCGAGGGGCGCCGACUCGCACACCUCUUUCCACUCUGGGCGCGGCGGGGAAGCCUUCCUCCCGACACGGGAUGAAAGCAGCCUGUCCCCGGCGCCGGCCACUCUCCUCUGUCGGGUCUCGGUUUUCUGUUUUGUUUUUGGGGUUUGUCGCUGUCCAGGACCUAGAUCUACUGACUCGUGUUUUUGGCAUCGAUCAAAAACUUUCUAAAUCCCUGUAUCGUUUAAGUUUUAUGAUUUUUUUUCAUUAUGAUAAUAUAUGAAUUUUUUUUUCAAACAAAGACGCCUGUGAAAUGGUGAUUCGAUUACCUCUUUUUAUAUAUAUAUACGAAUAUAUAUAUUAUAUAUAUAUACAUAUAUACCUCUUAUUUUGUCUUGAAGAGGCUAAGAAAAACAACAAGAAAGCGGUUGAGGGUUCCGCGGGCGGCCGUCCGGGCCCUCGGGCACUGCUGUUAACCAAAGAGGCGUUUUUGGCUUCUGUCUCCCAGCCUGUGUGGUACAAGGCGAAGCUUAGUCAGGUGGACCUCUCGUGGCACGGAGGUUGCUAAUCAGGCCUCCGUUUUGUAGGAGGCCAUGUUUUUUUGUAUAGACAUGUUUUUAAAAAAGAAAGAAAAAAAAAGAAGGAUGACAAGUUGACCUAUGUAUUAUUAAUAAAAAAGACCUAUUUAUAAAAUCUGCCGAAGUUAAAUGCCCUAGGUAGGUCAUAGAGUUAAGGAGAGAAUAGGUUUAAGGUUUUCCUAUCGCCCAUUCCCAGUCCCUCCCAGGAUGCAACAGCAACACUGAACCCCAUCCACCCCCUCUCUCUCUUAUUUUACGCCGACUCUUUUUUUAUUUAUUUUAUUUUGCCCAUUACCACUCAGUUAUAUUGUACAGUAUUAGUCCUAGGGUCUCCAUCGCACCUUAUAGAUGCCCCCACGUUUCACAGUCACAAAGUAUUACGCGUUUGGUAAGAACGUCAUUGAUUUGAUUAAGAUAAACAAAGCGGACCGGUAUUCUGGACCAAAUACCGGUUUUGAGUUUUUUUAAUUAUUGUUAUUAUUAUGAUGAUGAUUAUCAUUAUUAUUCUAAUUUGUAAGAGAUUAUCCACUGCAGCUGUAUUGCCUACGGGUCAGUCUGGAUUUUAUGCUUGUCAGGAUACCUAGAUUUAACAAAUAAAGUAUUUGUCAAAGUUUUUAUGUAUGAGUGUCUUAAAAGGCGAACGGCAGGUGACGCUGUCGCUUCGUUGCAUAUGGCUACAUGAACUAGUCUCAAUCAUUCACUUUCAAUGAAAAACGAAAGAAAAUUCUGAUUUAUCUAUCUCAUAUCAUAUUUGAUAACUCUUUAUAUAUAUUUUUCCUUUUCGAAAUACUCCUACUUGUAAUCGGAAUUCUCAAAAUUUAGAAUACUUCCCCCCCCCCCACACACACACAAACUCUUUUUUUUUUUAUAUACAAAUUCUCAUGCAAAGAAUUCUCAUUAUUUCUAAAGCCUUAUUUUUAAAAGGUGAUUUUUAAUUAUUUAAUUGUUUCUCUCAACGAAAGUCCGGCCACCACGAAGUGCUGCGCCGGACGUGUACAUUUGGGGCUUCAUUGCGAAAGGGUAACAGGUGUAAAGCUUUUAUGUUCGAGUUUUGUUUGUAGUCUGUUAUGUACAGUCACUGCAUUGCUCCUUUAUGUGUAAAAGCAUUAUGUUUACGAUAAUGACUUAUAAUUGAUUAUAGAUUUUUAUCAUUAUUAUUAUCAUGUGUUUCUUUUUUGUCAUGCAUUCAGUGUGUACCGUCACAGUAUCUCUGAAUGUUUAUGCUGUAAAAAAUUUUGUGUUCGUUGGUCGAUGGGGCUUAAGCGCCUCAUCGUCAGCCUAUAUGCAAUUAUUGCUUGAUUUCUUGUCAUCAAUUAGAUUUUUAUAUAUACCUUAUGUCCAAAACAUUGUUAUUAUGGUCGUUAUAUCAUUUUUUUUCUAUAUCUCCAGUGACAGUGUUUCAUAUUUUUUAUUUUGUCUCAACCUACAAACAGUAAAAUGCGCAUCAGUAUGUUGUGAAUUGGUUGCCAGUUUGUGUAUUUGCUUGGAUUUUUUUCCACUAUUGAAGAGAGCGAGUCUUCCACGACUGUCUGUAACUGAUGCUAUUUAGUCAGACACAGUAAAACCUACAUAUUGAUGUAUGCAGCAACGGUAGGUAUAGCUAUAGAAAUAAACAACUGCUCUUUAUAGUAAAAAAAAAAAAA